AUGUCGUCCUCGGCCUUUUUCGCCACUUCGUACAAGCCACAGGUCCUCUCCCGCCAGGAGGGCUUCCACCUCCCCUCCCCCGCUCCCUCCGCAGGCAACCCCCCUUCCCCGCCCUCGUCCCACGGCACCCCCGCAACCAAUCCACACUCCUCUGCAAACGGCCAGCCCUCCGCCGCAAACAACUUCGAUCCCAGCAAUCUCUUCCUGCCCCCCUUCCUCUCCAUCCCAGACCCCUUCCGCAAGUUCCCUACUGCACCAGACACCAUCUCCUCCAUGGACUUUUCCGACGAGCUCGCCAGCCUCAUCGGUUCCCCUACUGAGCACCCGCAGCAGCAGUCCCACGAGCGGUCCACCUCCCACUCCAAUGGCCAGCCAAACGGCGCGUACGACGACUACCGCCCGCCCACCCACAACAUCUUCGACAUCUCCGCGCCCACCUCCCACCACCACCAUCACGCACAAUCCCACCACCAACAGCCCCAUUCGCCCUUUGGCCCCGGCCAAGGCGCAGCUGCCUUUUCCCUCCCCCCGCCCUCCACCCUCUCCCACUCGCACUCCCAGCAGUCCGGGCCCAACGGCCUCCACGACUUCGCCCACGCCAACUUCAACAGCACCCUCCCCGCCCUCGGCUCCUCCAUGCGCUACGAGCCGCCCCCGCACUCGCCCUUCACCCUCACCGCCCCAUCCCUCUCCCACUCGCACUCGCACUCCCACGCGCACGCCCACUCGCUCGGCGGCGAGCCCUCCUCCUUCUCCUCGCACCUCUCCUCCCUCACCGCGCUCUCCCCCUUCUCCACCAUCACCGCCAACGGGCCGCCCGCCGGCGCCGCGGACAUCCUCUCGGGGCCCGCACAGGCGCAGUCCCCGUCCCCGUCCUUCUCCCGCUCGCGCUCGCGCUCCCAGACGCGCACCGCGCUCGCCGAGCCGCCCAGCACGCACGGCGGGCCCGCGCGCCGCACGCGCGCGAAGCGCGGCAGCGUGAGCAGCGUCAGCCCGCCCCCGCUGCACCGCGGGCACACGCAGCCGCUCGUCAUCCCCGGCAGCGUCCGCGGGCCCGCGAGCCCGCUCGGGCUGCACGGCGGCGGCGGGUGGCUCGGGCAGGGCGAGUUCAGCUUACCUACGCCAGACAGUGUCCAUGGUGGAUUCAGCGCGUUCACGGGCGGGCAUUCGCACGGGCUGGGCGUGAGCCCGAAGGACGUCGGCGUGGGCGUGGGCGUGGGCGUCGGGAUGGGCAUGAUGGGCAAGGGCGGCGAGAGCCCGCCGGGCGACAUGGCCACAAAACAGGCGCUGAUCGCGAACGAGAAACGGCGCCGCCGGCGCGAGUCGCAUAACGCCGUCGAGCGGCGGCGGCGCGACAACAUCAACGAGAAGAUCUCGGAGCUCGCGACGCUUAUCCCCGAGUGUCUCCUGGACCCGAAUGCGACGUUCACGAUGCCUGCGUCGCUCUCGGCGCCGGGCGAGGACCUCCUCUUUGGCACCGGUGCGAAGGGUACCGGGGCAGCGCCCAGCAUGGGCGCAGACGCCGGGUCGACUCCGCCUGCGGAGAAAAAGGACGGCAGCGCAGAGCCGGACGAAAAGGACGGCGGCGAGCAGGGCGGGAUCGUGAAAGCGAACAAAGGCAUGAUCCUGCGCAAGAGCGUCGAGUACAUCCGGUAUUUGCAGCAGCUCGUGUCCGCGCAGGCGUCGCGCAAUCGCGACCUGGAGCAGCAGCUGCAGGUGUUCCGCACGGGCGGGGACGCGGGCGUGGGCGUGGGCGUAGAUGGCACGAGCGGGGCCGUGGACGAGGACGGCGCGCUGGUGCUGCAUGAGGAGGUGGUCGGGGACUUUGCGCUGGGGCUGCAGCAGCAGUACGGCAGCGGCGGCGGCGUCGGCGUGGGGCGCGGCGGGCGGAAGCGGUUCAGCGGGUUCGAGCUGGAGAGCGUGGAGGAGAUGGAGAUGGACGUGGGGGAGGACGGCGAUGGCGACGCGGACGCGGAUCAGGACCACGAGAUGGGGAAGAGCCCGAGCGCGGACGGGGAGAGCGUGGAGGACGAGGGCGAGGAGGAGGAGCGCGGGCGGAAGGGGCGCGACGGGCGGCCGGUGGGGAGCGUGAGCUUGGGCGCGAAGGCGAAGCCGCCAGGGCUGGAGGGCGUGAAGGUGAAGGAGGAGGGCGAGAUGGAGACGUCGUAA
Molecule: messenger RNA, 2169 nt
Organism: Postia placenta MAD-698-R-SB12
Lineage: Eukaryota; Fungi; Basidiomycota; Agaricomycetes; Polyporales; Adustoporiaceae
Exons: 5
Coding region: 1-2169 (722 amino acids)
Biological process (GO): regulation of transcription by RNA polymerase II
Cellular component (GO): nucleus
Molecular function (GO): DNA-binding transcription factor activity, RNA polymerase II-specific; RNA polymerase II cis-regulatory region sequence-specific DNA binding; protein dimerization activity
Source: RefSeq, a predicted model, not a curated record